Messenger RNA from Saccostrea cuccullata (small rock oyster), 1433 nucleotides. RefSeq names its product peptidyl-prolyl cis-trans isomerase FKBP9-like. The record is from RefSeq and is a predicted model, not a curated record. NCBI's taxonomy places the organism in Eukaryota, Metazoa, Mollusca, Bivalvia, Ostreida, Ostreidae. Gene Ontology annotation, molecular function: peptidyl-prolyl cis-trans isomerase activity. The coding region runs from base 72 to 695 and encodes 207 amino acids. The transcript is spliced from 6 exons.
AUCAAUGACAUUCACUGGAUACUUGUGAAAACUUGCAGUCUAUUCUUAAAAUAAGAGUAAAAUCAUUGACAAUGUCUCAUUUGUUUGUCUUGGUGCUUUUGAUUUUUGGUACUUCUGUGAAUGGACAAUUUCAGCGAAUGUUUCAGCAGAAUAUUGUUGACCAGCCGCCAGAUACUGGGAAGAUCCUCAUCCAAUCAGAACUCAAGAUAGAGACCCUGGAAAUGCCAGAGGACUGUGCAAAGAAAGCCAUUUCCGGUGACACGCUCGUGUUCGAUUAUGAGGGCUUAAUAAACGGGAUUCAUAUAGAAGACUCCCACAAUACAGGAGAGAAGGGGGCCACUGACAAAGAACCACUGGUGGUACCCACAGGGAAGGGGGCUGUUAUACCGGGACUAGAGGCUGGGGUAUUAGGAAUGUGUAUCGGAGAAAAGAGGAAACUCAUUAUUCCUCCUCAUCUGGCUUUUGGAGAAAAGGGAGUCACUGACGUCAUUCCUGAGAAUGCCGAGAUAACCUUCAUUGUGACCCUGCUGGAGAUCGUUCCUAAGAGUUGGGGGGAGUGGUACGUGGAUAUCGUCUGGUCGGCCUGCUACCUCGCCUUUGUGGGGGGAAUUAUCGUCCUUAUGGGGCAGGGCAUCCAGGAAAAGAGGAAAGCGCUGAGGAGGGAGCAAAAGAAGGCGCAGUACUACAGCCGAUAGGUCACGUGACUUACAAGGGCCUGUCGUUGUGCAAAAUUUCAUGCAGAUCUCAUGAAACAUUCAUAAUCAUAGGAUCUAUUUAAAAAUAUUUUAACUUAAACACUAUUCUUUUAAAACUGUAGGCGAAACGUCACGUCAGUACCGUGUAUAGCGUACAAGAGCUUUAUAAGUACGCGCAUUCAGAUCUUGGAUUUACUACUGUUGUUAUAUCAGAAAAUGAUGAUGGUUGUUAAUUUUGCACAUAUUUUGAUAUAAAAUACUCUCCAAGUCCUUUUUACAUCGUCAAGUGUAUUAAGAUAUAUUAACGAUGUCAUUUUACUUAAUGAAAUGUAUUUAUUUAUUUAUUAUAUUUUCAAUUACCCAUCUAAAAGUGACUAUUUUACAUGUAGAUGGUUAAUAAUGCAAUCUGAAUUGCAAGUUAAAUAAUGAACUCCCAAGUUGAUAUUUAUGAUUGUUUUUUUAUUUUUGAUUUGAAUAUGUGUGAUAAAGUAAGAAAGUGUAAUACUACAUUACAAUUUUAUCAAGAAAUGUUUAUGGUUUGUUCUUGUGGCUGAGUGGAUACACAUUUUUGAAAAGGGGCAACCAGACAAAAAUUAUCUUUGACUACCUAGUUGGUCCAAACUGUUUGGGGGUGGGGUAGACCAUCCCUGCUACUAUGUGCCUGUGUCACAUUAUUAAAAUAAAACUUUCAUUGUGUCACUGUUCUGAAAAAUGUCAGUUUCAUCUUAAUGUAAAUUA